AACUGCAAGUUCAAGUGAAUCUAAUAACCACUUUACAACACAGUCAUCCCAUCAGUUUAUUGCAAUGGAAGCCUCUCAAACUUCCCUGCAAACCAAAGAACAAUAUGCAUCUAAUGACAAAUCCAACGUUCAAUGCACUAAAAUCCCAAUUGAUGUGUUGGCUAAAAAGAAGUUGACAGACUUCCCAAAAAAUGAAGGCAAAGCAAACCUAUCCGCCUCUGUUUUAAGUAAUAUUUUAAUGAAUAAGGACAAAAAUGAUGCAUACAACCUAACGUAUUCAAAGACUUCAUAUCGGUUAGUGAACGAAAAGUCAGCAGAAGUCGAUUCGGACAACGGAACUGACAAGAAUAAAUCCAUUAAAAAAACAGAUGUGGCUACUAUGGAUAUGAAUGAAAAGUCCUGUAACGACUGAUCUAAGAAAAUCUGAACCAAAUUUUAAAUGUUUAAGAAACAUUUUUUUUGGAUAUUAUAUUUAAAUUAAAUUG
This is a messenger RNA of Teleopsis dalmanni, 485 nucleotides long. RefSeq lists its product as uncharacterized. The transcript has 2 exons. Lineage: Eukaryota; Metazoa; Arthropoda; Insecta; Diptera; Diopsidae. The record is from RefSeq and is a predicted model, not a curated record. Bases 65 to 412 code for a protein of 115 amino acids.